AUGCAGAAGAUAUUCAGCAUCGAGACCUAUUUGGGUCCGUUGUUGAUGCGUUAUAUUGGGAAGUAUGUUAAAUUGCGUGAUGAUCAAUUUCAACUCUCGCUUUGGGGCGGCGAUGCUGUUCUUAAUUACGUGGAGCUACAGUAUGACAUCUUUGAGGACCUGAUGCCCUUACAAGUUUGCUUCAAAUCGGGGCAUAUUCAUGAGCUGCGAAUCCAUGUGCCUUGGACCCACCUCGGAUCUUCUAGCGUUGUCAUUACUCUCAACACUGUCGAGUGCGUGCUUGCUUUUAAGCGCCCCGGUGAGCACCGGCAGCGACACCGAUUAGAGGCCGAGACCUUCACACCCUCUGACACACCUCAGCCGCCCAGCUACCUCCUAUCCUACCUUACCCGCAUCUGGUCUAACAUCGAGGUGGUGGUGAAGAAUCUCAUUGUCAAGUUCGUUGAAGGUGACGCUGUUAUAUCUCUUAACAUCCGCUCACUUGACUGUUUCCCUACUCUCCUCAACUGGCAACGCGGUGUGGAGGUGCAGUCCUCCGGCAAUUAUUGCCUCCAUCGUCUCCUCAGGCUAACUGAUAUGACUCUUUGCAUCGAUAGAUGUGAUGCCAAGGGGCACAUUAGUACCUACCAAGACCCGGUAAUUUACCGCUUCAGCUUUGACAUCCGGAUACAAACGGUUUUCACUCAGAAUAAUAAAGGACUGGCCUCAAUUUGUGUAGCAAACCUCUUUAGCCCCCGGCUAUUGGAGAUCAAUCUCAAUCAUGUGCAGAUACCCUUGAUCACGCGGAUCCUUGAGAUUUUGGUUGCACUCUCAAACGAUAUCAUUCGAUGGGAGGUACUUUCGGACGACAAGACAAUUGAGAAACAGCAAACUGGUGUCCAGCAUAAGGAAGUCGUAACUGGCAUUAAUGAGGAGGAUCUUACUCGGAAUCAGUCAUGGUCCCAAUGGGCUUGGUCAUUUGUCCCUUCCUUCCCUUCUUUCUCCUCCAUUUCUUCGGAAGACGAUAGUUACGACUUUGAUCAGGACGAAACGUUUCUUGAAUACCUUGAAAAACUAAGAUCGUGUGAAGCGCGCGCCGAAUAUGUGAGACUCCUCUACGAAGAUGGACUCGCAUUGCCUGAUGAGGCCGCCAAGAUGGCUCAUUAUCGACGCAGAUGUCUAUGGCGUUUGCGGAAACACAAAAAACCUUUGCCGGCUCUCGUUUUGGGUGUUUUAAUGAAAAAAAUUCAACUUCAUAUCAAGCUUCACGACCUACUUACACUUCACCCAAAGUCCGAGCUUCUGACUGUUAGUGAAAGUUCUGACCCUUUGGUCAAGGCUUUUUGUGGUCUUUUUGGUGCUGAAACAUCGCAUUCAAAUGAUGUAGUCGAAACUUCCGCGUCAGACAACCCCUUUGAUCGUAAUCAAGGUGUUAUUGACGCACAGCCAUCGUUUCCUAAUUUAUUUGUGCUUCCUCCGUUCUGCCGAAAGGAUUACCAUUCGACUUACGGAUCUGACUACCCACAACACAAACUUCCUCUUGCCCUGUGGUUUGAGUCAGUCUUCUGUCAAGAGGUCGAAGAAGAAUCUAUGGAAGACAGCUCAGAUUGUCUGUUGGAUCCAGAUCCGAUGGUUUACUCAUUCAGCAGAUCAUUCCUUGAUGAGGUCAAAGUUAAUUUCACUCUCACCACUUCCCACCGACUGCAGCAUUUCUUGGAAUUACUUGCCGAAGGUUCCAAAAAUUACAAGGCCUGUUCUGAUUGGGCUUCUCUUUAUGGUUAG
This is a messenger RNA of Echinococcus granulosus, 1761 nucleotides long. RefSeq names its product Vacuolar protein sorting-associated protein. The record is from RefSeq and is a predicted model, not a curated record. The coding region runs from base 1 to 1761 and encodes 586 amino acids. Lineage: Eukaryota; Metazoa; Platyhelminthes; Cestoda; Cyclophyllidea; Taeniidae. The transcript has 3 exons.